CACAGCGACACGCUCCACAGGCAGAUGACUAUAAUAUAGUCCACAACUUCUCCCUCAUCUCCUAACCUCGCAUUUGCCCACCUAUCAUAUCCCUAUCUAGCUAGUGAUGAAGCAUAGAGAGUAAAGUGGGAGUUUUUGUGAAUAUACACUUAUCAUCCACCGGAAUAAAAACAGAACUCCUCUACUCUUGGUCAGUACCAUGGCUACCCAAUCCCACCAACUCCACUUUGUCUUGUUUCCCUUGAUGGCUCAAGGACACAUGAUUCCUAUGUUUGAUAUCGCCAAAAUGUUGGCGCACCAUGGUGUCAUUGUCACCAUAGUCACCACACAGCUUAAUGCAAAGCGAGUUGCCGUUCCUCUUGCUCGUGCAGCAGAAUCCGGGCUCCAGAUAAAGUCCGUUGAAAUUCAGUUUCCUUGUCAAGAAGCAGGAUUGCCAAAUGAGAUCGAGAAUUUUGACAUGCUUCCUUCACUAGGCUUAGGCUAUGAGUUAUUCAUGGCAGCUAAUAUGCUACGAGAGCCGGUCGAAAGAUUGUUUGAAGUGCUAACACCAAGACCGAGUUGCAUAAUCUCGGAUAUGUGUCUGCCCUACACAAGUGAUGUGGCAACCAAGUUCGGUAUUCCAAGAAUCUCUUUCAAUGGGUUCUCUUGCUUUUGUACCCUGUGUUUGCACAACAUACAAAUUAACAAGGUUCUUGAGAGAGUAAACUCUGAAUCGGAGAUUUUCGUUGUGCCUGGACUGCCUGAUCAUAUUGAAUUGACCACAAACCAGCUUCCUUAUGCCAUGUUAGAUGUAAAAGAUUUUUCUGCUCAAGUUUCAGGUGCUGAGAUGCUGAGGUAUGGGUUUAUUAUUAAUUCAUUUGAAGAGUUAGAGCCAGCAUACGUUCAAGAAUACAAAAGGGCAACAGGAGGUAAAGUUUGGUGCGUUGGUCCAGUUUCUGUAUGCAACAAAGACGACAUAGACAAAGUUCAAAGAGGUGACAAAUCCUCAAUUGAUGAAUCGGAGUGCUUGAAGUGGCUUGAUUCACAGCAACCAAGGUCUGUAAUAUAUGUUUGUCUUGGUAGUCUCUGUAAUCUAAUAACCCCACAACUGAUGGAGCUCGGGUUGGGCUUGGAAGCAUCAAACAAACCAUUCAUAUGGGUUACAAGAGGUAGAGAAAAAUCAAAAGAAUUGGAGAAUUGGUUUGAAGAGAACGGUUUUAAGGAGAGGACAAAAGGGAGAGGCCUCAUAAUUCAGGGCUGGGCACCACAAGUUGCAAUACUAUCACAUUCAGCAAUUGGAAGCUUCCUAACGCAUUGUGGCUGGAAUUCAGUUCUAGAAGGUAUAUCCGCAGGCUUGCCGAUGGUUACAUGGCCACUUUUCGGAGACCAGUUUUGUAAUGAGAAGUUAGUUGUCGAAGUGUUGAAGAUUGGUGUAAGGGUUGGGUCAGAGGUUACUUUAAGAUGGGGAGAGGAAGAGAAAUUUGGGGUGUUGGUGAAAAAGGAACAGGUAAAGAACGCUGUAAACACUCUUAUGAAUGAUGGAGAGGAAAGUGAAGAGAGAAGAAGAAGAGUUCAAGAGCUUAGAAAGAUGGCAUACAAAGCAGUGGAAGAAGAGGGCUCUUCUUAUCUCAGCAUGAAACUGCUUAUUGAAGAUAUCAGGGAGCGCACAUUUUUUAAGUAACCAGCGUAAUACUAUCUGAAUUCCCAUUUCAUUUCAUACGAAAUUGGUUAAGACUUAGCAUUAGUUUUCUGUGAUAA
Populus euphratica (Euphrates poplar) is the source of this 1737-nucleotide messenger RNA. RefSeq names its product UDP-glycosyltransferase 73C5-like. Bases 200 to 1660 code for a protein of 486 amino acids. The transcript has a single exon. The record is from RefSeq and is a predicted model, not a curated record. Gene Ontology annotation, molecular function: UDP-glucosyltransferase activity. Lineage: Eukaryota; Viridiplantae; Streptophyta; Magnoliopsida; Malpighiales; Salicaceae.